GCAUCGGCCGUUAUGAAUUACACGGAACUUGAAAACAAGGUUCGUGAGGCCACCAGCGACGAACCUUGGGGACCCCACGGAAAAAUUCUUAACGAUCUCGCUAGAGAAACGUAUGAUUACGAGGGCUUACUAGAAAUAAUGACUAUGCUGUUGAACCGAAUCUUUCCCGACAACCCAUGUAAUUGGCGUCGCACCUACAAGGGGUUAAUUGUUCUCGCACAUUUAUUACGUUACGGCUCUGAAAGGGUUUCGGACGUUGCCCGUGAUCAUUUAUUCAAUCUUCGUUCUUUGGAAACUUUCCAAUGUAUUGAUGAACGGGGUCGUGACCUGGGGGCCUCAGUGCGAAUUAAAGCACACGAAGUUGUAGAACUCUUGCAAGAUGCUGAGUUUCUCCAGGCGGAACGUCAAAAAGCUUUUUCUAAUCAAAAGAAUUAUGAUGGGAUCGGAAAUAAUAACGCAUUUGGAUAUGGAUAUUCGGGAAAUUAUGGGAUACCUAACGAUUACAAGGAUGAUAGGGAUAAUGAUGGGACCUAUCAUUUUCCCUCGCGAUCUCAACCGAAGGCUGAGAUGCCUUGGCAUAGCAGGGAGAAUAGCGAGACUAGUCACAGAUCUCCUCACCGCCUCGGUAGUUUUGAAUCCUGGCAGGAUGGCCGUGAACGCUCCAUAGCCGACGAUGUUGCGGAUAAGUUCUCUGAGGUGCUAAGAGCAGCAAAAUCUGUCACAAAUGACUUUCUCGGCAGGCCUCGAGUUCCACCACCAUCUGUAUACGAAGAAGACCCACACAAGGUGUCGGAGGAAGUGUUCAAAUUUCCAGACGCACGUGUCGAUAAUUUGGGAGACGAAGAUUCCAAAUACCAUAUCAGUGAACCUGUUUCCCCUUUUACGAAUCGGUUGCCAAGUCAGCAAGCAGUUGCAUCCGCCAAAUCUGAAGUCCCCGCUCCUGGUCGCCUGGUCGAUCUUGGCGAACCCCAAAGAAUUACAAUGGCCAAGGCUCGUACCCACAUUUUUGCUUAUUUUAUGAAUCCCUCAGCACUGCCCAGGCCUCCCUCGGUAGAAUUGAUCUCUUCUUCCCCGAAAAACGGACACCAUGGAGAAAAUGACGAUCUAUUUGCGGAAUUAGACAGCAGGCAAACCGGGUUGCCCGCAAACAAAGCCGAAGACCUUUUUGCCGAUUUUGGCACAGCGAAUGUGCCCGGUCGUGCUGACGCCGAACCUGCAAUUUCGACGACUUACUGUGCUGGGGAUGCUGAUUUCGGCGACUUUUCGAGUUUUUCGGCCGCCACCACCGCUGCUCCAGUCAGCGUCAACACCUCCCUUCCAGCCAAUAAUUCUGUGGAUCCCUUCUUCGCCAACUUUGCGUCGCCUCUCACUCCACAUGCCACCAUGACACCUGCCACUACAUCCGCAGUACCGCUGCAGCCUCAACCGCUUCUGACUUCUACGCGAAGUUCCAACCCUCAGGAGCAAUUGCGUCCGAAGCAAGGGGAUGUUAAGUCGUCAGAGUCUGCCUCAAAAGAAUGCAAUUUGGGCAAGACUUGGAGCGACCUUGGUGCUUUUGACCUUAAUCUUGACCUCAGAUCUGACAAAGCUGGCCCUGCCAAACCGCUCGCCCCGAGUCUCAGCCAAUUGCAAAGUCUCCAACGGCACCAGAACACCACUCAAGAAGCUGCUCACAAGCAAACCUUUGCAGCUCUCGAGUACGACUUCCCAGUCUACAUGAUGGUCGUCAAGAUGGUCUUUCAAAAUAACCCUGUUCUGGUAAUGCCCUAUCCCUCAACCCAAUGUGCCUUAUUUAUCAAAUCACUGCUUUAG
This is a messenger RNA of Mesocestoides corti, 1812 nucleotides long. The record is from the annotation of a GenBank genome assembly. Lineage: Eukaryota; Metazoa; Platyhelminthes; Cestoda; Cyclophyllidea; Mesocestoididae.